This is a messenger RNA of Suillus subaureus, 405 nucleotides long. RefSeq lists its product as uncharacterized. The transcript has 5 exons. The record is from RefSeq and is a predicted model, not a curated record. NCBI's taxonomy places the organism in Eukaryota, Fungi, Basidiomycota, Agaricomycetes, Boletales, Suillaceae. The coding region runs from base 1 to 405 and encodes 134 amino acids.
AUGAGUUUUGUAGUUCCAUGGGAUGGAGCAUACCGCGUCCAGAAUGUCGCCUAUCCCAAGCAAAAGAUAGGGCUUCGUUUUCAUGAUAUCAUCGUCGCCGGUCGUCACGAAGAUUCGGCUGAGCCACGCAUCGAGGAAAUCAAAGCCACCAGCGUAAGCGACUACAGCAAGAUAACUAUCCAGUCCGGCUCCAGAUACGUCGGUGCUGAUUCUGAGAAAGUGGUUUACAAUACCCUAUGGGUGGGGUGUAUCGUACCGCGAUAUUGGCAGGUGGAUGACACUGCUUCGGGCUUGUUGAUGUACUUGCCUAAUGGUGAUGAUGGAGCAGAGGUCCAACUCACGCAGGAUGGCGCAGGCGAGGUGUCAUACUGGAGGUUCAUUCCUAUUAGGCCCCCCUCGAAUUGA